CAUACACACAUUAUGAUUCUUCACCUUAUCCUACGCACCCUUUCUACUACUAUGCUAUGUAGAGACAAAAAAUUCCACACACUAAAGAAAAAAAGACUUACACACACACACACACACACCACACUUCACCAUUCUCAUCCUCUAAACUUUGAAACCAUAAUUCCAAAUCCAACCAAUAUCAACCAUGUCAUCAUCAAGUGGAACAAUUUGGAGCUAUGAAGAAGAAAAAUCAUUUGAGAAUGCAAUAGCCAUGCAUUGGAAUGAAAAAGAAGAAGAAGAUUCAAAUGAACAAUGGGAAAAGAUUGCUUCAUGUGUCCCUAACAAAACCAUGGAAGAAGUGAAACAACAUUACCAAUUAUUGGUAGAUGAUGUUAGUGCAAUUGAGGCAGGUCAUGUAUCAUUUCCAAAUUAUGCUAAUGAUUUAGAAACUACUACUAAUUCUUCAAAUAAAGAUUCUUCUAAAUCCUCCACAAGUUCAUAUAAGAGAUCAUCAAGUUGUAAUUUUGGAAGUGGCUUUUCUGGAUUAGGACAUGACUCUAAUCACCAUAGUAGUGGUAAAGGUGGAUUGUCGAGGUCUUCAUCGGAACAAGAAAGACGAAAAGGAAUUCCAUGGACAGAAGAAGAACAUAGGCUAUUUUUACUUGGUCUAGACAAAUUUGGAAAAGGAGAUUGGAGGAGUAUAUCAAGGAACUUUGUGAUAUCAAGAACACCAACACAAGUAGCAAGCCACGCACAAAAGUAUUUCAUAAGGUUGAAUUCAAUGAAUAGAGAUAGAAGAAGGUCUAGUAUUCAUGAUAUUACUAGUGUUAACAAUGGAGAUGUAGCUAAUAAUCAUCAAGCACCAAUAACAGGUCAACAUGGUAACACAAUUCCUUCAAAUACAAUGGGUUUAGGACAAUCAAUGAAGCAUAGAGUUCAACCUCAUCAUCAUCAUCAUGGUGGUUUAGGAAUGUAUGGAGCACCAGUUGGACAUCCUGUUGUUGCUCCUCCUGCUCAUAUGACAUCUGCAGUUGGAACUCCUGUUAUGCUUCCUCAUCAUCAUCCUCAUCAUCCACCUUAUGUUGUACCUCUUGCUUACCCUAUGGCACCUCCAACAAUGCACCAAUAACAACUCUUUCUUUAUUUCAUUUUUUUUAUCGAAAUAAAGUUUAGGCGAGUUGGAUCUUGAGGGUUCAUCAAAGUCAGAUAAAGUCUGACGACAGUUGUACUUACAUAUUAUCUAUCAACAAAGUCCUCACAUCGAUAGCAGGAUUUGAAAUUUUGAACUCAGGUCUUUGUGAAAUUUUGUUGAAUCAUUACCAACUGGACCAACUUAUGUUGGCUCAACUCCUCUUUCUUUUAUUUGUUGUUAGUUUUAGUGAGGAUUUAAAGGAAAAUCCUCUUAUGUGGAAAGUUAAUUAAGUCAUAACUCUUAUUAUGUUAAAUUAUUAUGUUCUAGUUAAUUUACUCAAAAGAAUUUGAGGAAUUGAAUAAUGGUACUAAGUAUAGACUAUGUUCUACUUGGUUUAGUAACUUUCUGUAUUAGGUCUUGGUGUAUCUGUACAUAGAUAUGAUAUGGUAUGAUUAAAUACCAAGGAAUUGAAGCAAAAAUGAACUUCUCUUUGUUACCAUGAA
Molecule: messenger RNA, 1614 nt
Organism: Trifolium pratense (red clover)
Lineage: Eukaryota; Viridiplantae; Streptophyta; Magnoliopsida; Fabales; Fabaceae
Product: transcription factor MYBS1-like
Exons: 2
Coding region: 185-1108 (307 amino acids)
Molecular function (GO): DNA binding
Source: RefSeq, a predicted model, not a curated record